Sipha flava (yellow sugarcane aphid) is the source of this 1062-nucleotide messenger RNA. It is a transcript of the gene Usf, whose product is annotated as upstream stimulatory factor 2. NCBI's taxonomy places the organism in Eukaryota, Metazoa, Arthropoda, Insecta, Hemiptera, Aphididae. The transcript is spliced from 7 exons. Gene Ontology annotation, biological process: regulation of transcription by RNA polymerase II. Gene Ontology annotation, molecular function: DNA-binding transcription factor activity, RNA polymerase II-specific; RNA polymerase II cis-regulatory region sequence-specific DNA binding; protein dimerization activity. The coding region runs from base 176 to 907 and encodes 243 amino acids. The record is from RefSeq and is a predicted model, not a curated record.
GCUAUCAACACUUUUAACCUAUUAGAAGCUCAAUGGUUCGUGUAUGUAUUUUUAUUCUUCCAUGAUGACAUUCCAUGUGGUGUGAUCACAAAAUGUUUGUGAUUUCAUAUCAACUAAUAAUAAGCAUAAUGUUUAGAUAUAAAGUAGAUGUUAUUGAAUUUCAUUUGAAAUAAUUAUGUCCAUUAAAAUAUCUGAUAAUGAUUCGCUAAAUGUUGGUAAUACAUAUAAAAUUUCAAACAAUGGUCAACUUAUUAAGCUGGAUUCAAAUAUUCUCGGUACACAAACUUUGAUUGUUACUGAUGAUGAUGGAUCCCUUGAAUCAGCUGAUGAACAACCUACUGCUGCUGUAAUUGAAAAUGGUAAUGUUACAGGAAUUGUCAUGAGCAAAGCAAAUGAUGCAAACAUUACACAAUAUGAGUUAAGACCAAAUAAUAAUGCUACUCAAUUUUUUGUUGUACAACCAAUUAACGAUUUAUUUACUACCACAACUACAGUUAAAAGACCAAUAAUACCCUUAAAUAAUGAAGUGUCUAGAAAAAGAGUGGAUCAUACUGUUGUUACAAGAGAUGCUAAAAGACGAUUAACACAUAAUGAAGUAGAACGUCGAAGACGUGAUAAAAUUAAUCAAUGGAUAAUGUAUAUGAGCAAAAUUAUACCAGAUUGUGCUGAAGAAAACAAAACCAACUAUGACAAUCAAAGUAAAGGAGGUAUUCUGGCAAAAGCAUGUGAUUAUAUUAAUGAAUUAAAAUCAACUAAUCAAAGAUUAAUGGACUGUGUAAAACAAAUGGAAGCCAUUAAUAGACAUAAUAAUGAAUUAAGAAUAGAAAAUGAAGAAUUAAGAGGAAUUUUAUCACAGCAUGGAUUAUUAUCUGAGAGUUUUGUUUCUAGAGAUCGUGACUCCUCAUGAUAACAUUAAACAAUUUGUAAAAAUCAUGUUAAACUGAUUUGAACUUAUUAUUUAUUACUUUACUCAACAUAUUCAUAAUACCGAAGAGACCAAUAUAUUUAUGUUUUUCAAAUUCAAAUAAUUUUACAAUAAGACUUAAUUUAAAAAAGAGUGAU